CCACCAGCGCCAGCCGACGGGAUCAAGCCAAUAGCCUCCGGCGCGCGAACAGCGCACGCGCUAGGAGGAGUAGCACACGCACGCACGCCGCGGCCGCGCUGCCCACGCUCUACCGCUGUCACCUCGCUGUCCGUCCGUCCGUCCGCCGUCCGUCCGUCCGUCCGGGACGUCCUUGCCCCGCACGGAUUCCAGUGGCCUCUUUCUUGUCCCUUCUUCAAGCCCUCUUCCGCCGGCCGCCGGCUGCUGUUGCAACAGAACAGAGCAGAGUAGGUGCUGCUCUGCCGUCCCGCGCGCUGUCUUUUCUCGGGAUCCGCUCGAUCGGCCCCAUGGCCACGCCGUGCGUGUGGGUGGGAUUGCCGAGGUGUGGCCUCUUGGGGUGGCAGCCUGACAGGAUUGGGGAAAAGAAAGUUUUCCCCGAUUACUAUAUGUUGAGAAGCGCGUAAUCGCGGGCUUUUAGUGGUGGCGGAACCAGAUGCUAACCAGAGGUCAAGCAAAUCUAUACUCCCUUUGCCGAGCUGUAGAGAACAGAGAGCGCCGUCUCGUUGAAAUUCUUCGGCGGCGUCGCUUCCUCUUUCGGCAGUAUCUUCUGUUGCUCCCAUGGUUUCUUGCCGGAGAUGUCUUGCUGUCUUGAGAUCUUAAUAGGACUCCAUGAGAACCAUACCAGUAUUGCCAGUAUGCUGAUAUUUGGACAAUGGAGACCAUGCAGAGACAUGCUAGCUCCUGCUAAGGGGCCAGACCACAUGCUUUUUGAUUUCAUUUGUUGAGAGCAACUGGUGAACAUGCCAAGAUCUGCUUCUGUUGGCGAAAGUGAUGUUUUCUUCGACGCGUGUAGCUCAACCAAGGGUUCGUCAUCAAUUGUUGUCAGCGCAACUGAUGAAGUAUCAGCUUCAUGGAGACCUGACUAUGAGCUGUGGACAAGUGAACCGAUGAGCGUCCAAGAAAGGCGGCAUAGAUUCCUGAAGGGAAUGAUGGGCUUUGUUGAACCUAUUCCUACUGGAAUAGAUUUUCCUCACUGGCAGGUAGAAACCACAGCUGAUUGCUCAUGUCAUGACCUGAAGGAAAGAAUUAGUAGCAUCUGUUCUUCCUUUCGUUCAGCCUUCUCUGAGGAUGUUUCGGUACCAGAUAGUGCUUGUUUAAUAAGGGUUCUGGAUACCACGAACAGAUUUGCAGUUCAUGAGGAGGUUGAAUCGGAUAAAAUGCGGACUUCGAAUGAGUUGGGAAGUUUGUUUGGGUUCUCUCAGCUUGUUCAGAACACAAGAAAGGGUUUCAAGAGCUUGUGGGGAAGUUUCACAAGAAAGAAAAAGUGCCCGGCUAGAACUUGCAAGCAUGAUGUUCAUGUGAAAAACAUGAAGACCAGUACCUUAUUAUCCAGGAUCAAAGUUCAUCAUCAGAAUAAGAAGUGGUUGGACUUCUCUGCUGUCUACAUGUGUCAAGAAAUCCAAGCCCACGACGGUUUAAUUAAGGUCAUGAAGUUCAGUCCAUCAGGGUGGUACUUAGCUAGCGGCGGCAGUGACUCUGUUGUGCGCAUUUGGAUGGUAAGAGAAGUAGAUUCUUCUCCUGAUAUGCGUGGAAGAGACACGCCUCUUGGAUACAUGAACAGGAGUAUUGGCCUAAGAAGGAAGCCAAGAAAAGGUCGGAGCCGUGCGAUUGCCAUACUACCCAAGAAAGUUUUUAACAUUACAGAGACACCACUGCAUGAAUUUCAUGGGCAUGCAAGUGAUAUCCUGGACAUGACAUGGUCAAUGUCAGAGUUUCUCUUGACAUCAUCGAAAGACAAGAUGGUGCGGAUGUGGAAAGUUGGCUGUGAUGGUUGUCUAGCAGUAUUCAAACACAGAGAUUAUGUGACAUGUGUUGAGUUCAAUCCGGUUGAUGAAAGGUAUUUCGUCAGCGGCUCAAUAGAUGGUAAAGUCCGUGUUUGGGAUGUUUCAGAUAAUCGAGUAAUCGACUGGGCUGAUGCACAUGGUAUCAUAACUGCUAUUAGCUACCAAGCAGAUGGAAAGGGCUUCAUUGUCGGUACCGUUGCUGGGACAUGCCGCUUCUAUGAUCAGUCCGAUCAAAAUAUGCAACUUAAUAGGCUGAUGCAAGUGAAGCCAAAAAAGAAGUCUGCCGCCAACCGGAUCACCAGUCUGCAGUUAUCUAGAGGCGAUUCUUCUCAGUUGAUAAUCACAUCAACAGAUUCUAAAAUCAGAUUUUCUGAAGGUGUUGACAUCAUCCAAAAAUUUCAAGGACCCCGAAACUCCAAAGUUCUGCUGCCACCAUCGUUGACAUCAGACGGCAGGUAUCUCAUCACAGCAGGCAUGGAUUCCAAUGUCCAUAUAUGGAACUCCGAUACGUUAGGCAACAACAGCAAGAGCACCAAACGACCAAAACCGACCAUCCGCUCACGCGAAACCUUCUUCUCCGAAGGCGUGGCAUCGGUAGCACAUUGGCCAGGGCUGCGUCAGGAAGGCAGCAAUUUCUGCCCAUCCUCCUGCGGUGAAACCCACGGCCUGGGCUGCUGUUCGUCGGGCACAUGGUUCUUCGCCGACGGCAUGAGGGACGCGUCGGCGACAUGGCCGGAGGAGAGUUUGCUCCCGUCCCUGAACCUGAAGAACAUCAACUGCUGCAGCGUACCAGAUGACUGCCGAUCCAAGGCGUCUGCUGCUUGGAAUUUGGUCAUAGUGACAGGGAGUCGCGACGGGGUGAUCCGAUCCUUCCACAACUAUGGCUUGCCAGUAAGGUUAUGAAUUUCCAAAACCAAGCUAUAUAUACUAUAUAGACUCUGUAAUAUGCUAGAAACAUGAAAGAAUUGUGGGUUUGACGGCUGCCUGACUAUUAGUUGAAGGUUUGUCCAAGGUGUUGCGCCGAGGAAUAUUCUGUACUGCACUGUGUAAGUUUGAGUUUCUGAUUAUGGUAAAGAAAAGAAAAAUGAUCGGUCAAGAA
Messenger RNA from Brachypodium distachyon (stiff brome), 2922 nucleotides. Its product is annotated as WD repeat-containing protein 44. Bases 780 to 2726 code for a protein of 648 amino acids. The transcript has 8 exons. Gene Ontology annotation, molecular function: protein binding. The record is from RefSeq and is a predicted model, not a curated record. NCBI's taxonomy places the organism in Eukaryota, Viridiplantae, Streptophyta, Magnoliopsida, Poales, Poaceae.